This is a messenger RNA of Dreissena polymorpha, 892 nucleotides long. RefSeq lists its product as uncharacterized. Lineage: Eukaryota; Metazoa; Mollusca; Bivalvia; Myida; Dreissenidae. The transcript has 2 exons. The record is from RefSeq and is a predicted model, not a curated record. Bases 112 to 675 code for a protein of 187 amino acids.
CAUCGUAGCACAACUGCAGCCGCUGCACUGAAAGAGUGUUCAAAGGUAGUUGGGGUGCGAUCAGUAAAAUUAAUCCAAGAUGUCAGUACACGAUGGAACUCUGCCGUUGAUAUGUUAGAGCGUUUCCUGGAGUUGCAACCAGCAGUGUAUGCUGCUCUCAUGAGCAAAGAAAUUCGUUCAAAGGAAAAGGAUGUUACAACUUUAACUGAUGCAGAUGUGACCCUCGCUGAAAAUGUAAUGUCUGUUCUCACCCCCCUCAGAACAGUGUCUACAGGUCUCUGCAAAGAAUCGUGUCCAACUGCGUCCCUGAUUUUGCCUCUUCAAAAGAAGCUGUUAGAACAAGCCCUGACUUUCAAUGACACAGACACGCCAGCAAUAAGACAGCUGAAGCAGACAAUUGCUGAUGACCUGAAGCCAAGAUAUUCCAGCGCCAGUGUGAAGAUGUUUCUAGAGGAGGUUGCUUUGCUUGAUCCUAGAUGCAAAACAUCAUACUUGUCAGACGCUCAUGGUCUCCUUGUAAGCAACAGGGUCAUUUCUAGUGCUGCAAGUCUAGUACCUAGCGUAGUGGAUGACCCUAGCCCGGACUCAUCACAACAGAAAGUCACUGGUAUUAAAAUUGAGAAAGCAUUUAACAGUUACAUGUAUUCAGUAAUCAGUAAUGUCACUUUUUUGUGAGUAGUGUGACUGACAUUGUUGCACUAACACAGUAACACUCACUUUAUUGUUUUUAGAUAUUAAUUAAUAAUACUUUUUUAAAUAAAAUAUAAAGUAUUUGUAAUUUAUUUAAAAUCAGUGAAAGUUAUUGAUAAAGCGUAUAGCUACUAGCUAGUAGUUAGAUACUAGUUACUUAGUAUUGGUCAGAAUACUUGUUCCACACAGGCUAAUCCCAAUA